Messenger RNA from Staurois parvus, 1326 nucleotides. NCBI's taxonomy places the organism in Eukaryota, Metazoa, Chordata, Amphibia, Anura, Ranidae. The record is from the annotation of a GenBank genome assembly.
AUGUUUCUUGCAGCUGGUUUCGGAGGCCUGGCAGGGCUGGGCAACCUAGGCAUGGGUUCUGCCAACUUCAUGGAGCUCCAGCAACAAAUGCAGCGCCAGCUCAUGUCCAACCCCGAGAUGCUGGCCCAGAUCAUGGAGAACCCGCUGGUACACAAUAUGAUGUCUAACCCGGAUCUCAUGAGACAGAUGAUCAUGGCCAAUCCUCAGAUGCAGCAGCUGAUGGAGAGGAAUCCAGAAAUCAGCCAUAUGCUGAACAACCCGGAGCUCAUGAGACAGACCAUGGAGCUGGCUCGCAACCCGGCCAUGAUGCAAGAAAUGAUGAGGAACCAGGACCGAGCUCUGAGCAAUCUGGAGAGCAUCCCUGGGGGGUACAACGCCUUACGCCGCAUGUACACCGACAUACAGGAGCCCAUGUUCAGUGCAGCCAGAGAGCAGUUUGGUAACAAUCCAUUUUCCUCUGCUGGCGGCACUGAGGGUUCGGCCUCCCAGCCUCUGCGCACAGAGAACCGCGAGCCUCUUCCCAACCCCUGGAACCCUUCAUCAUCCUCUCCUAGUCAGACAGCCAGUACUGAGGGGAACAACGGCUCCACCACCAGCCAGACCAAUCCUACCAUUUCCAACCCAUUUGGCAUCAGCGGUGCCAGUCUGGGGUCAGGCAUGUUUAACAGCCCAGAAAUGCAGGGUCUGCUGCAGCAGAUAUCCGAGAAUCCGCAGCUAAUGCAGAGUAUGAUCUCCGCCCCCUACAUGCGCAGCAUGAUGCAGACGCUCGCCCAGAAUCCGGACUUUGCCGCACAGAUGAUUGGUAAUAUUCCUAUUCUGGCCGGUAACCCCCAGCUCCAAGAACAGCUUCGACUUCAAUUGCCCGCCUUCCUACAACAGAUGCAGAAUCCUGAAGCUCUUUCUGUCAUUUCCAAUCCCCGAGCCAUGCAAGCGCUUCUCCAAAUCCAGCAAGGCCUACAGACUUUACAGACAGAGGCCCCCGGCCUGCUAUCCAGUUUUGGUACUUUCAGUAUCCCCGGAGUGCCGCCGGCAUCCAGCGGAAGCACAGCCCCCGACAACACCACCUCCUCCUCCCCACCCAGCAGCGCCUCUCCAGCAGGGGGCAGCAGCAACGCUCAGCAACAGAUGAUGCAGCAGAUGAUUCAGCUCCUCGCAGGAGGGGGCGCACCGCAGGGGCAGACACCGGAAGUUCGUUUCCAGUCCCAGUUAGACCAGUUAAACGCCAUGGGCUUCAUAAACCGCGAAGCCAACCUGCAGGCGCUUAUAGCAACAGGCGGAGACAUCAACGCAGCCAUCGAGAGACUGUUGGGCUCCCAGCCCUCCUAA